CGGCUUACACAACCUUCAUAAUAAUUUAACAGCGUUUUUAAAACUUAUUUUUUGUGAUUUUUCUUUUUAGUUAGGUCUUUAAGUUAGGUUAUUUAAUAUACCAAAAGGGAAGACCAAUUUUUUUUAAUAAGCAAGUUAAUUAUGUUGGUAGGCAAAGUAUUUGUUACAAUGUAACAUUGUGUGUCUGAUUUGAUUUUCUUAUACUAUUUGUGUUAUUACUAUUUGUCCUAAUUAGUAAUUGUUGAUUGUUAAUUUGCAUAAUGUAUGGUUAUCAAGUAAUAAACAUAAGUAAUGAGUCAUUAAGUAAUAUUAAAUUAGAAUGAACAUUGUGUUAUAUGUAAAUAUAAUCGUUUAAGUACUUUUAACAGUACAAGUUAAUGUGAUUUUUAUUGUUGUUUUAUUGUGAAUUUUUUUUACAUAAUUUUUUGUAUAAAAUUGUAAUUCAAUUUUCAUUUGUUGCUGCUCAUCCUACCAUUAACCUCAAACCUGUUACCUCUUUGUCAACUUAUUGGUAUCGGUUACAACGUUUUGUUUGCAAAAAAGAUUAUGUAUGUCAUCAUAGUAGUUUUAAAAAAGUUGUGUCUGUUCUAAAUAAGAGAGGAAAAUCAAAAAACUUAAACUGUCUAGCAAAUAUAUCCAUAAAAGUUAAUAAGUGUACAGAAAACACUAAAAAAAAAGAUAAAUAUAUUAAGGUAAGAAAAUAAAUAAGAAGAAAAAAAAAGUAUAUUAUUAUUCAAUAUUAUUAAGAAAAUGAGCCAUUAUCAAUAAUUCUGCUUGUUAUUAUUGUUUGUUCAAUAUUUAGAAGGAUUUGAUUGCUGAAAUUUAUAUUAAUAUGAAUCAUUCUCAUACACUAGACACAGCUGAUGCGUUAGGUAACUUAAGAAGUAUUCCUGAUACAAGGCAGUUAUUUGAAACUUACUUUAAUGAUGGACUCGGAAUAACUGACUCAAUGACAUUUCAUGAAGGUAAGCUGGAGUUAGAAGGUGAUGAAUAUGUUAUUGCUGAUGCAUCUCUAAACCCAAAGUACAGAACAGUUCAGCAUUGGCAUAAUGUAUGGAGAGAAUUUAAUCUAGGCCCAAGAAUUGGGGAGGGCGUAAUAGAGAAACUUCAGUCAAAAAAAGCCUCAUAUGAAGAAAAAGGAGUUAAGAUUUUAAUUAAUGAAGAACCAUUUGCUGUUGUUAUUUGUACACCACUGAUGCAACGUGCACAUAAAUUACCUUACUCAAAAGACAUAGUAUUCUCUGAUAGUACAGCGUCAUGUGAUGCACAUAAUCAUUCUAUUACAUUCAUGCUUACCCCAUGUGCUGUUGGUGCUGUUCCAUUAGCUGUAAUUAUCACUAAAGGUCAGUCAAUGAAUGAUUAUAAAAUUGGAUUUGAAUUAGUUAAGAAUUGUGUUGGUCCUGAUGGAUUUGGUGGUGAAUGUUUUCCAAAAUUAUUCAUAACAGAUGACAGUGAAGCAGAAAGACAGGCAUUACAAUCUGUAUGGCCACAAUCAAAGCAGUUACUGUGUCGUUUCCACAUAUGUCAAUCUGUUUGGAGGUGGUUAUGGGGUAGUGAAAAUAACAUUGAAAAGUUAGAUCGCCCUAUUUUGUAUGCAUUGUUUAAUAAAAUAUUAACGGCAUCAAGUGUAGAAAUGGCUGAAGUCGCUUAUUUAAAUGCCAUAGACAGCAAUAAUAAUGUUAAUGUAGCCAAGUAUCCCAACUGGGUUAACUAUGUAAAUUUAUAUUGGAAGCGUAAGGAAAUAUGGGUUUUAUCUUAUAGAAACUUUGAAACCCAUGGACACCAAACCAACAAUUUCAGCGAGAUAUGUGUCAGAAUAUAUAAAGAUAUAGUUUUAUCCAGAAAUAAAGCUUAUAAUGUGGUUUCGUUAGUGGAUUUCACAAGUACUGUAAUGGAGCAUUAUUAUAUUCGCAGAAUUCGAAAGUUUUGUAAUAGUCGUUGUGAUGUAUCACGUUUAUUUUUAAUAUCAUUACAAAAAAAAAUUAAGUAUCUAACGAUCGAUAUGAUUGAAUCAUUGGAAAAUAAUAUGUUUAAAGUACCAAGUGAAAAAGAUACAGAAAUGUAUGAAGUAAAUGCAACAUUGGGGUAUUGUACUUGCUAUCAAGGUCAUUUGGGGACCUUUUGCAAACACCAAGCAGCAGUAUAUUUUUUUUUUAGUAAAGAACUACCUAAUGCACCACCAGUUACAGCUAAAUGUAGAUAUAAUAUGGCUGUUUUAGCAUUUGGAGACAAAGUUCAACCUUUAUCAUUUUAUAAUUCAUUAAAUGCUCAAGACGAGAUUGAAGAAAAUAAUACUGAAAUUAUUGAUGUAAAUUAUACAAAUAAUAUGAGUAAAGUUGUUAUAGAUGAAAAACAACCAGAAUUAAUAACAAAUAAUGUAUUAAAACCUGUACAACAGGACUUUCAAAGCGUUGUAGAUUUAAUGGUUCACAAAAAUGACGAAUUUGGAUCAACAAAUGAAUCGUUAAAUAUAUUUUUGAAAAAACUUGGAAACGUCAAAACCAAAAACUCUUGGGAAACAUUUUUGUCCACUUGUGGGAAACAGAUUUCUCUUCGUCAUGCUAAUAAAGCUAAAAUACGAGUUCAACCUACAUCAAUAAGUCGACGAAGACCUGGAGUGACUAGAGGCAGUAGUAGAUUAGUGGUGGGACGACCAGCAAAAACUGAAAAUUCGAAAAAAAAUAAGCGUAAAAGAAACUUACAACAAAACAUCAAUAAAAAUCAACUAAAUGCAAAAUCACAUUGAAAUUAUACUAAUAAGCUAACAAUGACAAUUAUCUUUGAAAAGGUAAAACUAGGAUAAUUACUAAAUAUUAAAUAUAACAAUUAAUGAUUUUAAAUAGGCAUGUACCUAAUUAUAAUUUACCUAUUCAUUUAUUUUAUAUUUUUUAGUUUUUAGAUUUAAUAAAUAAUUAUUUUGUGAAUUAUGUAAUUAUACAGUGUAACAGACAGAUGCGAGUUAAACGUACGACAAAAAUUGUGAUAAAUAUAUGGAGAUUAAAUAAUUUAAGGAAAUCGACUUACAAUAAGUAAAAUAAAAAAAGUAUUUACAAGACUUAUAAUUAGGUAGUAACUUUAUGUUAAAUUAAAUGUGUUUCAUAUUUACAAUUAUCAUCUUUAUCUAGUUGUUAUAAAAAGGAUUUCUAACAAUAAAAGGCAUUAUUAAAAUCAUCCACUUGUCGCACAAGUGCACAACAGCAGUGGAAUGAGUGUUUUCCAGGAAGCAAGUCUAAGUUUAUGGGGAAUCCAAUACCUAUAUCAUAAUGGAAUCAAAUGUUAAUAGUGUAAUUUGUUUUUAGAUUUAUAUUUUAAGAGCAUAUUAUUUUCUUGAGUUUGUGAAAUAAAAAUUGCUUUGCAGUUACCAAACAAUAAUCUGUAAUUUUGAUUGAAAAUUAAUAAUCAUUACUAAACAAUUAUAAAUAUGUGGUAGUUGUCAAAUGUUGAUGUGGAGGGCAGGGCCAAUUACAAAUUAUUAUAUUAUUAUUUAUUACUUAUUCACAAUCCAACAAUCAAGGAUAAAUAGGUAAGUACUAGGUACCUAGUAUUAGAAAAUCAAAUUUGACAUAAAACGUUACAUCAUGUUAUAUUUUACCAAUAUCCACUUACUUGCAGACAAAACGUUGUCCUUCCCUUUUAGUAUUUCUAACCACCCAACUUGUUUUUGUUUUUUCUGAAAACUCGUCUACCCAUUCUUGGCAGGA
Acyrthosiphon pisum (pea aphid) is the source of this 3701-nucleotide messenger RNA. RefSeq lists its product as uncharacterized. NCBI's taxonomy places the organism in Eukaryota, Metazoa, Arthropoda, Insecta, Hemiptera, Aphididae. Bases 833 to 2746 code for a protein of 637 amino acids. Gene Ontology annotation, molecular function: zinc ion binding. The record is from RefSeq and is a predicted model, not a curated record. The transcript is spliced from 4 exons.